This is a messenger RNA of Pantherophis guttatus, 2863 nucleotides long. RefSeq names its product sialic acid-binding Ig-like lectin 5. The record is from RefSeq and is a predicted model, not a curated record. Gene Ontology annotation, cellular component: plasma membrane. NCBI's taxonomy places the organism in Eukaryota, Metazoa, Chordata, Lepidosauria, Squamata, Colubridae. Gene Ontology annotation, molecular function: sialic acid binding. Gene Ontology annotation, biological process: cell adhesion.
CAGAAAACGUCUCCCUACAGUUCAGCUCUACGGUCUUUGUCUCACAGAAGAAUCAGAACGCACCGGUCGUGGUGGGAAGAGAAAGUAGAUUAUUUAGCCAUAAUAUAACGGAGAAAAAGAUCUCACCGGAGAAGGGACGAAAUCUGGAGCGAGAAACCAAGAGCUCCUUCUUCCAAAGAAAUAUCAAGAUAAAACAAGAUGCCAGAAAAUGAGAGCACUGAUCGGAUAAGGCUUCUUCCUUGUAAGAGAAAUAAACUGUUUCUUUCUUUGGCAGCAAUCUUGACCAUUCUCUGCAAAGGAAUCAGAACUCAAAAAGCAUGGAGGUAUAGUAUCACCGUGGAUUCUUCUUUCUCCGUACAGCGUGGUCUCGCUCUUCAUAUUCCAUGCCGGUUCACUUAUAACCAGGGAGACCUGUCGAGAAAUGAAAAGAUAUUUGCUUAUUGGUUUAAGUAUCCGCCAUAUUCUUCCCCCUGUUAUUUGCAUUAUGAAGUCUGCAAGCCUGUAGUUACCAACUACCAAUAUCAGACAGUCCAACAUUCAGCCAAGGAUCGCUUCUAUUUAUUAGGAGUUCCAGAUCAAGGAGAUUGCUCACUUGUCAUCACGGAUGCUCGCAUAGAAGACGAAGGGCGAUACUACUUGAGAAUUGAGGGAAGCAGACAAUUAAAAUAUUCUUUUCUCCCAGAAAUGGAGCAUACUUUACCUCGUGUUCAUGUGAUAGAACCACUCCAGAAAGUCACUAUCACAGUGAACAUUGAAGGCGCAGGAUACUCCGGCUCAGGAAAGGAAAGGAAAGAGGAACUCAACCCUGUGAUAGCCAAGGAAGGAAACACUGUCAACCUGAUGUGUGCUGCUGAUGGUAGACCAGCGCCCAACCUAUCCUGGAUGAAGGACAACCAGAAAAUUGGUGAACCCACGCCUUACCUUCAGCUGCGUGAAAUUGGACCAGAGGAUGCUGGAAAAUACCAGUGCCUGGCAAAUCAUCAGAACAGAUCAACCAUCAAGAAGAUGGUUGAACUGAUUGUCCAGUAUCGCCCAAGGAUGCUGGUUUUCAACACCACCCAAACUCACAGAAGAGGCUCCAUACUCACUCAAGGUUGCUCCAAGGAGCUGUCCAGUGUGUCUAACUGGACAGCCGAAGUAGGUGACUCAUUGGAGCUGCUCUGCAAAGCAGAUAGCAAUCCUCCAGCCACAACAAGUUGGGCGAAAAGGGACGGUCGCUUGCAGAAGCCUCCAGAUAACCAAUUGAGACUGACCAAUCUGACAGUUGAAGAUGAGGGUGUCUAUGUGUGCAAAGCUAAACAUGAGCUUGGCGAUGUUGAGGGAACCUUCCGGCUCUAUGUGACAUAUGCCCCAAAGCUCAGUGGAAACCCCCAGAAAAAUACAACGUGUUAUUAUCAUGACAAUGGUUUCCUGUGUACUUGUACCUUGCAUGCUAAGCCACUUCCCCAGAUCGAGUGGGAGGUAGAUGGGGAGAGGAUAACCGAGGAGAGCAGGAGAAGAGGAAACUGGACAGUCGAAGUUUCAGUCAAGAUGAAUGAGGUCACCAGUACCUUAAACUGGACUGGCAGCCUGGAUAGAGCUCAUAAUAUUAUCUGCAUGGGGAGCAAUUCUUAUGGAAUCCAAAGCAUGCAAUUCCUGUUGAAUGCCAAGAAAGACUCAACUUCAGAAUCUUCCAUAGGAAAAUCUAAUAAGGCUUUGUUCAUUGCUGGGCUCUGUGGAAUUUUUCUGGGAGCUGGAAUCUUCAUGUUGUGCUUAUUCCUGAUCAGGGUUUUUAAGCAGAAGAAAGCAAUUCUCGAAGCUAGCCAUGUUGAAGGAAUCUCUUCUGGAAGAGAACCUCAGGAGAAACCCAAGAAUUCCAGCCAUAUCUACAGCAACGUUUUUCCGAUGGGUCCAAGGUUGUCCCCAGCCGAUAAGCCAAAACCUGCUGGAGAAAGGAAGGCUAAAGUACCCCAGGUGUCUACCGUUCCAGCCCCAAGGAGAUCAGAACCACCUGAAUUGCAGUAUGCAGCCUUAAAUUUCAAGCCGAAAAGUAAAGGUGUUCCAGACUUAAGUGACGACAAUGUGGAAUAUUCACCGAUCCAAAGAAAAUAAAGUCCUUGGAAGUGAGUGUGUUCGCUUUUGAAGAAACGGGAGAGAAAGAGGAUUGACAGUUUUUCGAACUUCAGUGCUGACUCCUGAAGAUACCAGGGAAAGUCAAGAAAUAAAUCAUCAAACAAAUCAGCCCAUCAUUCAAGCCACAAGUAAUCAGGCUCACAUUAUCUAUUUCACACCUAUUAUAAGAAGACUUGAGACUAAGACGCUGAGCUUGUCGAUCUAAAGGUCGGCAGUUCAGCGGUUCGAGUCCCUAGUGCCGCGUAACAGGGUGAGCUCCCGUUACUUGUCCCAGCUUCUGCCAACCUAGCAGUUCGAACGCACGUAAAAAAUGCAAGUAGAAAAAUAGGGACCACCUUUGGUGAGAAGGUAACAGCGUUCCAUGCACCUUUGGCGUUUAGUCAUGCUGGCCACAUGACCACGGAGACGUUUACCUUUACCUAUAAGAAGACCCAGCUCUCUGAAAAAGGCUGUAAUGCUGGGAAAGGAGGAAGGAAAGAGAAGAAGAGGAUAACCAGCAGCAAGGGGGACGGAUUCGGUUAUAAGUGGCAAUGGGGCUACCUAAGGACCAAGUUAGGGACAGAUCAUCCCGGAGAAAAUUUACCUGUGUGAUUGCUAAGAAUUGACACUGACUUGAUGAUACAUAAUUAAUCAAUCAUUCCUAAGAAACACCACAUGUAAUGAGGAUAAGGCUACUAGAUCAAAACUGUAAUAAUUCAUCUACGCAUACAUACAUACAUAUUGUACAUAUAUAAAUACUACUACUAAAACA